AUGAAGUUGAUUAUGAUGAUGCUGCUGCUGCUGCUGAUGAUAAUGAUGAUGUAUGAUGAUGAUAAUGAUGGUGACCAUAACGAAGAUAAUGAUGAAGAUGACCACAAAGACGAAGACAGAGAUAACCAAGACGAUGAUUGUAGUAUAAGAGAAUCCGUCAGAGAUAUUUUUACACCCUAA
This is a messenger RNA of Physella acuta, 180 nucleotides long. Its product is annotated as skeletal aspartic acid-rich protein 1-like. The record is from RefSeq and is a predicted model, not a curated record. Lineage: Eukaryota; Metazoa; Mollusca; Gastropoda; Physidae.